Molecule: messenger RNA, 1759 nt
Organism: Telopea speciosissima
Lineage: Eukaryota; Viridiplantae; Streptophyta; Magnoliopsida; Proteales; Proteaceae
Product: G-type lectin S-receptor-like serine/threonine-protein kinase At4g03230
Exons: 7
Coding region: 15-1730 (571 amino acids)
Biological process (GO): protein phosphorylation
Molecular function (GO): ATP binding; protein kinase activity
Source: RefSeq, a predicted model, not a curated record
UCCAUUACUCCCAUAUGAUCAUCUACAGUACUCUCUUCCUUCUAUCAUGCUCUUCUCAUCUUCUGUUAAGCUCAGCAGAAAUUAUAAGAAGAGACAUGAUUACUAAGAACCAGGUGAUCCUUGAUAAUGGAGAAACUAUGGUUUCCAAGGGAGAAAAAUUCGAAUUCGGAUUCUUCACACCCGAUGGCGCUAAACAUCACAAACGAUAUGUUGGAAUCUGGAUCUACGACGGUUUCUCUCAAAACUCAGAGACAGUGGUGUGGGUUGCCAACAGAACAAACCCUCUCCCAAAUUCAAAAGGAUCAAUAAGCAUCAGGGAUGAUGGAAACUUGACAGUUUUGGAUGAAGUGGGAAAUAUUUAUUUCACCACGGCGGCUUCAACGAUGAACACAACCACAAUAAGUGCAAAGCUAAUGGAUUCCGGGAAUCUAAUCUUGACUGGGGAGAACGGAGAUGAUUACCCAAUAUGGCAGAGCUUCUUGCAGGAUGAUUCCAGCACAUUCCUGCCUGGUAUGGAAAUAAUGAGCAAGUCCACGAUUCACACUAAUGCAAGACAUUUUUUGGGGAGUUUAUACCACUGGUUGUAUUCUGAGAAUUCUGUUCAUCUUUUAAAAUCAGCUUACAGGGAAAGCGAUCAAGAAAUGUCAGCAUUUCCUUUUGAUGGGGAUUCCGAACAUGCCAGAGAUCCAAACAAAUUCGGAAAAGAUGAGAAAACUAUAGAUGUGCCAUUUUUUGAUUUUGAAAGCAUAAUGGCUGCAACUAACAACUUCUCUAACCUAAAUAAGCUUGGACAAGGAGGAUUUGGACCUGUCUACAAGGGAAUGCUAAUGGGUGGAAAAGAAAUAGCUGUGAAGAGGGUUUCAAGGAGUUCUGGACAGGGUCUAGAGGAAUUCAAAAAUGAGGUCUUAUUGAUUGCAAAACUUCAGCACAGAAAUCUUGUUAGACUUCUAGGUUAUUCUAUCAAAGGAGAUGAAAAAAUUCUGCUUUAUGAAUAUAUGCCCAACAAAAGCUUGGACUCCUUUAUCUUUGGUCAAUCACGAUGCGCAUUGUUGAACUGGGAAAAGAGAUUCAAUAUCAUACUUGGAAUCGCUCGAGGACUUCUUUACCUUCAUCAAGACUCUAGGUUGAGAAUUAUUCACAGAGACCUGAAAACUAGUAACAUCCUCUUAGACGAGGAGAUGAACCCUAAAAUUUCAGACUUUGGUUUAGCAAGAAUUUUUGGGGGAAACCAAAGUGCAGAAAAUACUAAUAGAGUGGUUGGAACAUAUGGAUAUAUGUCUCCAGAGUAUGCAUUUGAUGGGAUUUUCUCAACUAAAUCUGAUAUCUUCAGUUUUGGGGUUGUGCUACUUGAAAUUAUCAGUGGGAUGAAGAAUGCAGGCUUUCAUUCUGAACACUCUUUGAGUCUCUUAGGAUAUGCAUGGGAAUUGUGGAAAGAGGACAAGGUGUUGGAUUUCAUGGACAAAUCACUAUUAUGUGAAUCCUAUAAUGCACAUGAAGUUUCAAAAUGCUUUCAUGUUGGGCUUCUUUGUGUACAAGAAGAUGCAGGUCGACGGCCGACAAUGUCGAAUGUGAUUUUCAUGCUAGGCAGUGAGAUAGUAACUCUUCCGACUCCUAAAGAACCCGCUUUCAUUGCAAGGAAGUACUGUCCAUCUAACACAGGUUCCAGGUCUGGUAGACCAGAAAUGUAUUCUAAUAAUGAGCUUACAAUUACUGAGGAACAAGGUCGAUAGUAUAGGAUUUGGUUAAUGAUGAUAAGGGA